AAUAAUGUGGUUUAAAUGAACAUCUCACAAAUUUAAACAAUUUGCUUAUCAAUACUUAAUUAAUCAAAUAAGAUAAAAAGAUACAAAAUCAUUGUAAAUAAAUACGCCAUCACGCGGUAUAAACUAGAAAUACUAAAUGUCAAAAUAUUUGUAACUGUUGGAAUAGCCUAAAAUCCCAAUAUAAUAUAACGGCUUCAUAGAUCCAAACUAGCAGACUACUAUUUUUAUUUACAUGAACAGUCAACACUUCAUGAAUCAUUGUUGAUCAACGUUUCUUUCUCAAGUUCCACUUAAUGUUAUUUCAGUUUAAUUAUGUUAAUUGUGUAUUAAAAGUGUACAAACAAUUGUGUAUAAAAUAUGUCUGAUUUUGCAAUGAUAGGCAACACCUGCGGGCAAAAUUUGCUCCGAUUAGUUGCCAGAGGAAAUGCUGUUAUAGCAGAAUUAAUGAGACUGAAAGAUUACAUUCCUCCAGUUUACAGACUGGAUACAAAACAUUAUGUGCAAAAGUAUGGAGUAAUAAUAGUAGAUUUUGCAUAUUUCAAAGCAGCAAAUGCUCAUGAACAGAAAAUUGAAAAUGAUGCUACUCUUCAAGACUUGGAUGAGGAGCUCAGAAAUCAUUUUUCUGAAAUACUUUUGAGAUUUUAUUUAGCAUUUGAAAGUGUACACAAAUAUAUAACUGAUCUCAACAGUUAUAUAGAUGAAUUAGAAGAUGGAGCCUACAUUCAACAAUCAAUUGAAUCUGUGAUUCUAAAUGACGAAGGAAAACAAUUAAUAUGUGAAGCUAUUUAUUUGUAUGGGAUCAUGCUGCUUAUUGUUGACUGUUAUUUUGAAGGAAGAAUAAGAGAACGUUUAAUAGUAUCAUAUUAUCGGUAUAAUGCUCAAAGAGCAUCCUCUACCAGAGUAGAUGAUGUUUGUAUGUUAUUGCGUUCCACUGGGUUUGUUAAAGGAUCUUAUAAGAGACCUCAAAAUUAUCCUGAAUCAUAUUUUCAGAGAGUACCUAUUAAUGAAACACUUUUAGAUCAUGCAAUAGCUCGAUUACGUACAGAUGAAGUAUAUAAUCAGACCAGUGCAUUUCCGCAUCCAGAUCAUAGAAGUAUAGCAUUGGCAAAUCAAGCAUCUAUGCUGGUUGUUAUUUUGUCUUUCAAACCAUCUGUUUUAAGUACACAGUCUUCUGUAAUGAGAGAAGUUGUAGAUAGAUUUUUCCCCGAUACUUGGGUUAUAAGUGUAUACAUGGGAAUUGUCAUUGAUUUAUGGGAUUGGUGGAAUCCUUAUAAAGCUGCCAAAACUGCUCUUAAUAAUACUUUAGAAACAGCUAACAUUAAAAGAGUUGCAUUGAAAUAUGGUCAGAAAAUGGAGAAAUAUCUCAAAAAAAUUGAAGAAGCUCAGGUAGCAUUAUCAUUGGAUGAAGGUGCAAUAGGAUCUGUUGUAAAACUUAUUAGAGAAUGUAAUGUAACAUUACACUGGCUACUUUUACAUACUACCAUUCCUACCAUACUCACUGAAGACUCAAAACGUUCAAGAAGCUUCAAACAAUUAGUAAUUCAAGAAAGUAAAUAUUCUGUGAAUGAUACAUUAAAAUUAUUGCUGAGUACUGCUCAGAUUGAAUAUAAUAUCAAGCAAAUGUACAAACAGUUACUGCAAGACAAGGAAGCUAAAUGGAACAAAAAUAAACAGAAAUGCAUUGAGCGAGUUGAUAAAUUAUCUGAAGUUUUCAAUGGAAACAAACAACUAGAUGAUAUUGAAAAAAAUCAAUCUCUUGAAACGUGGUUUAAAGAAAUAAGCCGACAUAUCGAAACAUUAGUCGAAGACGAUAGUAAAAAGAUUAUGCAGCUAUUGCAAGCUUUAGAAGAGGUACAGGAAUUCCAUCAAUUAGAAAAUAAUUUACAAAUAUCGCAACACUUAAAAGAAACGCGUCAAAUUUUGCACAAUAUGCUAAGAUCAAGUUCCAUGAACGAAGAUACAAUGAUUACAUUAAAUAUUAUCACGGAUUGCUGUUACGCUUGGAAUAUUAUGGAAACUUUCAUUCCAAUAAUGCAAGAUUUGAUAAAAAACGAUCCUACAACUGUUAUACAGCUAAAAGCUCUAUUUUUGAAGAUGGCAUCUGCACUUGAAAUGCCUUUGCUUAGAAUUAAUCAAGCUAAAAGCGCAGAUUUAGCCUCUGUUUCUCAGUAUUACAGUAGAGAAUUAGAGAGCUAUGCUAGACGUGUACUUCAAAUAAUUCCAGAGUCUGUUUUUGCAAUUCUUGCUAAAAUUGUUCAUCUUGAAACGAACGUAUUUCUUGAAAUACCAACAAAAUUACAUAAAGAUAAAAUCAAAGAUUAUGCACAGCUGGAAGAAAGAUUGAAGAUGGCAGAAUUAACUUACUCUGUUUCCGUAUUUACAAAUGGCAUGCUUGCUCUGAGGAGCGUUUCUUUGGGAGUUUUACGAGUCGAUUCUCAAAGGCUAUUGGAAGAUGGUAUUAGGCAAGAGCUUGUAAAGAAAGUUACUUUGGCUUUACACAACAGCUUAAUUUUUGAUGUAAAAACAAAGGGAGCAUUGUUAACUAAAUUAGAAGCUUUAUCAACAGUCAUGGAUGGAUAUCGAAAAUCAUUCCAAUACAUUCAAGAUUACAUAAAUAUCAACGGUUUGAAAGUGUGGCAUGAGGAAAUCACUUAUAUAAUAAAUAAUGCAGUCGAAGAAGAGUGUCGCGGAUCUUCAUGGACACCAGGAAAAACGUGGACAUAUUUACCAGAAGAUAAAAUAAAUUUGCAUUUAGUCCCUAGAGACUCAAAUUCUUUGACAUUUAUGGGCAGACUUGCCAGAGAACUAAUCCGAAUAACCGAUCCAAAAAUAACUAUCUACAUAGAGCACGUACUUGCUUGGUUCGAUUUGAAAACGCAAAGCCAAGUUUUGAGCCAUAAAACGCUUCAAAUGAUAUUGCAAGCGAUGGGAACUCCAGGACUGGCUGGUUUAGAUAAAAUGCUGUCUCAUUUUAUCGUUCAGGACAUGCAAAAACUUUUCAAAUUCAUCGGAAAAGGACUAAGAAAUAAAACGUGGUCGGGGUCAUUGAAAGAAUGUGAAGAAAUGUUUCAAAACGGUGAUAGCUUGAAAGCCAACAGAGGCAAGUUUUUCACUAGCGUAACUACACUAGUUAAUAAAUCUUGGUCACCAUUGUUAGAGUUGGUAUUAAAAAUAGGACACCUACAACUCCUUAAACAUAAGAUAGCAUAUGAACUCAAUACCGCAUGCAAGUUUGAAGCAAAGCAUAUGGAAGCUGCUCUUCAAACUUUAAACGACGCUAUUCUUUGCGAAAUAAAAGGUAAAGAAGAGGAAUUACUAAACUCGCAAUUCUUGAAAGAUCUUAGUAUCAGAUUAGAGUGGGCAGGCAUUACUGAUGUGAUUAAUCAGCUUUACGUACAGCCCACGAAUAUAACCAAUCUGUCAUUUUUGUUAUUUCUUUUGACUCUGCCACAAAUACAUAAAUUAUACUUUGAUAAACAUACAGCAAGUCUUUUGAGUAAAAAGUUGCAAGAUUCUAUCGAUGCGUAUAUCUUUGCUUUGGGUAUCCAAUCAGUAUUAAAACAAUCUGGUAUAACACAAUUGUAUGACUACAUUACUCACGUUAGCGAAUACAUUUUAUCGUUUGUAAUGUCCGACAGUUCGAAGCAAACAAAUGAAUUCGAAACAGAAAUAAUAACUGGAGUGCAUUUUCUAGAUCUUUUUACAAAACUAGCGGGAGUUCCAAAUACUGCAAUCACGAACACUAUUCCUGUUGUUGUAUUGGAUCAUUACGAAGCUAAAGUUGUAAAAUAAGAACAUAAAACAUAUUUAUAAGUAUAUUGCGAAUGAGGGAAUCGUUAUAUAUAAUAUUUGUUACGUAUUUUAUAUGAAAAAAAUCAAGUAAUAAAAACUACAAUAAUUUUAAAUUUUUGUAGGGUCCAUUCAUUUAUUAUAUAUUAAUUUUAUUACACUAUCUAUUUAUAUUAUAUAUUCCGAUUACUCGCUUCUCGAAUAAGAUCGCGUAGCUCAUAUUGCAACGUUCCGCAGAUAUUUUUUCUGCGUGUUCUUCAUUUAUGAAGACUGUGUCGAAAAUACACAUUUCGUAUUGAUGAGCUGUAAAACUAUGAUGCUCUUUGCAGGAAUAAAAAUAAGAUGACAAAAAGUUGACAUGUCGUAAAAGCAAAGUCAUUGAAAUGUACGUAUAUAUUACAUAAAGUAUAGGGCUUCCAGAGCCUAUUCGAGUAGCGAUAAAGUGUGAAAUUCAUCAUUCCGAUCAGCGAUUGGUAAUGUUUUUUUAUACUGGCUUUUUUUACUUCCACAAACAGUCGGAGGGCCUAUACACAAUCAACAUAAAAUAUGAUUCAUAUUCCUCGCGUUUUUCUCCGCAGUUUAUUACCUUUAUAAUAAUAAUGAUAAUAAUAAUAAUAAUUAUUAUUAUUAGUUAUUAUUAUUAUCGUCGACAUAAAAUUCGCAGUUCGAAAGAGGGUGAAAUGAGAGGGAGGAGGGGAACGAGAAGUAACAUUCAACGCAAGAGUUGCCUCGAUUAUUAACAAACGAUAUGAUGAUACUCGAUGACAGACCAGCUGUGUAAGUCGAGUCUCAUUACAAUAGUUUGCUUACAUCCUAAGUUAUACAUUUUCCUUUUUAUUUGUUUGUGUUUUGUUUGCGUUCCUUUGUGUGAAAUGGCGCUUUAUAUUCUUAAUCUCCCUUUAUGCAUUCUUGCACAACGAAAAAAUCAUCUCACUAUAGAAUGAGGAAUGAAGGACUUGAAGGGAGCGUACAAUCCUUCAGUCGCUCAAUCUUUCGCAAGUGUUCUCACUUCUCUGGUGAAAUAUAUUUUUUUUAUGUAUCAGAGUAUAUAAGUUUCAUUGUGGUCCAUACAAUCAUUCAAGUAAACGAUGACUAUGUUCGAUCGAUUUACAAAGCUUUGCAUAAUUUGCAAGCUAAUGUUUUAAUAAAGAUAUCGGCUUCUUUUCUCUUCUACAAGUCUGGAUAAAUUUGGAAAUAUACGUUGUGUUAUUUGUUUACAAUGUUAUACAAAUUUUUAUAUUUCAUUCCGAAUCGAUCAGUCAUUUCAAGCGUAUUUGAGAUGCAAGUUGUUGAAUUAAACGUUGUUUCAUUUUUUCCACUACUAUGUAGUCGCAUUCUGUAAAGAAAGUGAUUUCUUGGUGCGAAAGCUUCGUUGAAACUAAACCUUCUUGGACGAAUCUUUUGUGACUUUACAUUCACAUUUUGCCGAGUUUUUGCACGCGGUACAAUCGAAUGAAGAUUGAUUCACUCGCUAUUCACAUUUUGUAAAAUCAAUUGUCAACACUGUAAAUAGCUCAACGAUUUGCCAUAUUUUUGUUUUUCCUUUUUUGGGAGCCUUAAUUGUCUCUAUUUUAAUUAACUGAAUAAACGUACGAUAUGUGAAUAUAACAACACAUCUUUUAUAAGAUUUGUUAAUUUAAUUUUUUUACCUAAGUUAUGUCUGAACAUUAAUACAUAGUCUGUGCCAAUAAAGUAUCCGUACGAAAUCAUUUUUCGAAAAAUGAUCUUGACCAGUUGGCUGACUGUUAAUUGUUAAUUAGGUUGAACAUCUUUGAAGAUCAAAAUUUUUUGUUAAUUAAGCGUAUAAGUUGAACCGAGUAUCUCGGCUCGGGUACCUAUGGAUUUCUUUUUGUCGGAAAUUCCUUAGAAUAAAAAAUUAUAUAUAAAUCAUAAAUCAUAAAUCAUAUAUACAUAUACAUUCAUAUGUAUGAGAAGUGAUUAUAUAUUUCGGAUAUAAGCUUUUUUCGUAAAUCAUUUACAAAUACCGUAUAAGGUAUAUACUUAUACAGAAAUGUAUGACACUUAUUAAAACGCAUGAAAUGUUUAUACACUCAUGUAUGUACGAGUUCACGUACAAAUUAGCAAAUACAACAUUGAUUUUACAUUAAUGUAUAGUUUAUAUAUAAUUUUCAUUCUGAGGUAAAGAGUUUUCUUUUGAAGUAAUUAAAAACUACCUUGUGCACCAGAAGUUUCUUCCGAAAAGAUGAUUAAUUAAUUAUAUGCGCUUUGAACAGUCGUUUAAACAACACAUUUGUUUUUUAAUACUUUUAUUUUAACUGUAAUAAGUCUGACUUCAAGACGCCAAUACUCGAUUAGUGUAAAAUUUGGAAUUCUUGGAAUUACGUACGCUUACUUUUAUGGUCUUAUUAUUUUGUAAAAAUGUCAAGGUGCAUGAUAACAACUUACUUUUACAUCUUUUUUAAUGAAAAUAAAAAUAGAAAUUAGCAUAAGCUCACAUAUAACUUCAAAAUACUGUACGUUUGGAUUAAUUGUUGACAAAUCCAUCACUGCCAUCUCACAUUGCAUAUAUUACAUGCGAUUUCAUUAAAAAGAAAUCCGAUCGAAUAUUGUUAUUUUUGUUAUUUACAAAAUGUGACUGGAAACUGAAAAAACUUAUUUGUGCCAUACCUUUAAUGUAAUUAAUUAUGUCAUAGAACAUUCUUUUUUAUGCCGAAUUCAAGAAAAUAAGAAAUUAUGACAAAAAUAUUCGCACAUACAAAAAUGUUAAGUAUUUGAAAGAAUGGUCUCUGAUAUCAUCAGUGCAAUCGUUAAAUUUUUUUUGCGUUUUUUACAGGCUAUUAUUUUAUAUAGAAUUUCAAGAUAUUGGUCGGCGGACUUUGAAAAAUAAUCAAUAGAGGUUUAUAUUAUACCUUGAAAAGUAUUUUUAAACAGAUAAAGAUGGUUAGAUCAGUGCGAGAGUUGAUUUUAUGAAAACGUCCACUCUUUGAAUUAGUUAUAUUGUUUAUUGUGAAGAUUGAGUAUAUGGAUGGAGGUUCUGUUUGAAAAGAGUUGGUAAACUUGGUAGGCUGUAUGGAAACGCUGUUUCGAAGAGGACAAAAAUCUCACGAACAUCCGCAGAAUCCGAUAUAUACCACAUUUUUG
Phymastichus coffea is the source of this 6891-nucleotide messenger RNA. RefSeq names its product WASH complex subunit 5 (gene Strump). The record is from RefSeq and is a predicted model, not a curated record. Bases 358 to 3792 code for a protein of 1144 amino acids. The transcript is spliced from 17 exons. Lineage: Eukaryota; Metazoa; Arthropoda; Insecta; Hymenoptera; Eulophidae. Gene Ontology annotation, cellular component: endosome; WASH complex. Gene Ontology annotation, biological process: endosome organization; actin filament polymerization; endosome fission.